This is a messenger RNA of Echinops telfairi (small Madagascar hedgehog), 4205 nucleotides long. It is a transcript of the gene GART, whose product is annotated as phosphoribosylglycinamide formyltransferase, phosphoribosylglycinamide synthetase, phosphoribosylaminoimidazole synthetase. NCBI's taxonomy places the organism in Eukaryota, Metazoa, Chordata, Mammalia, Afrosoricida, Tenrecidae. Gene Ontology annotation, cellular component: cytosol. Bases 93 to 3125 code for a protein of 1010 amino acids. The transcript is spliced from 22 exons. Gene Ontology annotation, biological process: 'de novo' IMP biosynthetic process; adenine biosynthetic process. Gene Ontology annotation, molecular function: metal ion binding; phosphoribosylamine-glycine ligase activity; phosphoribosylglycinamide formyltransferase activity. The record is from RefSeq and is a predicted model, not a curated record.
CCGGGGUUCGGAGAGCGCCCGCGUGGGAGCGAGGAGCGCGCGUCGCUUUGUGUCGUGUUCUAUUUUUGUAGUGUUACACGUUGCAGAUAGCAAUGGCAACCCGUGUGCUUGUAAUUGGCAAUGGAGGAAGAGAACACACUCUCGCCUGGAAACUUGCACAGUCUAAUCAUGUCAAACAAGUAUUGGUCGCCCCAGGAAAUGCAGGCACUGCUUGCUCUGAUAAAAUCACAAAUACUGCCAUCUCAGUUAAUGAUCACACUGCCCUAGCUCAGUUCUGCAAAGAUGAGAAAAUUGAAUUUGUUGUUGUUGGACCAGAGGCGCCUUUGGCUGCUGGAAUUGUUGAGAACCUGACGUCUGCAGGUGUAAGAUGCUUUGGCCCCACAGCAAAAGCAGCUCGGUUAGAAUCCAGCAAAAAGUUUGCCAAAGAGUUUAUGGAACGACAUGGAAUCCCAACUGCAAAAUGGAGAGCUUUCACCAAGCCUGAAGAGGCCUGCAACUUUAUCAUGAGUGCGGACUUCCCUGCUUUGGUUGUGAAGGCCAGUGGCCUUGCUGCUGGGAAGGGGGUUAUUGUUGCAAAGAACAAGGAAGAGGCCUGCAAAGCUGUGCAGGAGAUCAUGCAAGAUAAAGCUUUUGGAUCAGCUGGAGAAACGAUUGUCAUUGAAGAACUACUUGAAGGAGAAGAAGUAUCUUGUCUGUGUUUCACAGAUGGAAGAACUGUGGCCCCUAUGCCCCCAGCACAGGACCAUAAGCGAUUACUGGAUGGAGACCUGGGCCCCAACACUGGGGGUAUGGGAGCCUAUUGUCCAGCACCUCAGGUCUCAGAGGAUCUGUUAUUAAAAAUUAAAAAUACUAUUCUCCAGAGGACAGUGGAUGGCAUGCAGCAGGAAGUUACACCUUAUACAGGUGUUCUGUAUGCUGGUAUAAUGCUAACCAAAGAUGGUCCAAAAGUUCUGGAGUUUAAUUGUCGUUUUGGUGAUCCGGAGUGUCAGGUAAUCCUCCCCCUUCUUAAAAGUGAUCUUUAUGAAGUGAUCCAGUCCACCUUAGAUGGCCUGCUGUGCACAGCUCUACCCGUGUGGUUGGAAAACCACUUUGCUAUCACUGUUGUCAUGGCAAGUAAAGGUUAUCCUGGAGACUACGCCAAAGGUGUGGAGAUCACAGGGUUUCCAGAGGCUCGUGCAUUGGGACUGAAGGUGUUUCAUGCGGGCACUGCCUUGAAAGACAGCAAAGUGGUGACUAAUGGGGGAAGAGUUCUUACAAUAACAGCCAUCCAGGACAACCUCCUGUCAGCACUUGAAGAAGCUAAGAAGGGACUGGCUACUAUAAAGUUUGAGGGAGCCAUUUAUAGGAAAGACAUUGGCUAUCGUGCCAUUGCCUUCCUCCAACAGCGCAGGGGUCUGACGUACAAAGAAUCUGGGGUAGAUACUGCAGCUGGGAAUAUGCUGGUCAAAAAAAUUAAACCUUUUGCAAAAGCCACCUCCAGACCAGGGUGUGAAGUUGAUCUUGGGGGAUUUGCUGGUCUUUUUGAUUUGAAAGCAGCUGGUUUCAAAGAUCCUCUUCUGGCUUCUGGAACCGAUGGUGUUGGAACUAAGCUGAAGAUUGCCCAGCUGUGCAAUAAACAUGAUACAAUUGGUCAAGAUCUAGUUGCAAUGUGUGUGAACGAUAUUCUGGCACAAGGAGCAGAGCCCCUCUUCUUCCUUGACUACUUUUCCUGUGGGAAACUUGAUCUGGAUACCACAGAAGCUGUUGUCAGUGGUAUCGCUAAAGCUUGUGGAAAGGCUGGAUGUGCCCUCCUUGGAGGUGAAACUGCCGAAAUGCCUGGCAUGUACGCUCCUGGAGAGUAUGACCUAGCUGGCUUUGCUGUUGGUGCAGUGGAGCGGGACCAGAAACUUCCGCACCUGGACAGAAUAACUGAAGGGGACGCAGUCCUUGGAAUAGCUUCAUCUGGAGUCCAUAGCAAUGGGUUUAGCCUUGUGAGGAAAAUUGUGGCAAACUCUUCUCUCCAAUACUCAUCUCCAGCACCAAAUGGUUGUGGGGACCAGACUUUAGGGCAGCUGCUUCUAACUCCAACUAGAAUCUACAGCCAGACACUUUUGCCUGUCCUACGUUCAGGACAUGUCAAGGCCUUUGCCCAUAUUACUGGAGGAGGUUUACUAGAAAACAUUCCAAGAGUCCUCCCUCCAAAACUUGGGGUGGAUUUAGAUGCCCGGACCUGGAGUAUCCCCAGGGUCUUCUCGUGGUUGCAGCAGGAAGGGAAUCUCUCUGAAGAAGAGAUGACCAGAACAUUUAACUGUGGGAUUGGAGCUGCCCUUGUGGUACCCAAGGAUCUGGCAGAGCAGAUUCUGAGAGAGAUUAAGCAGCACAAGGAAGAAGCCUGGAUGAUUGGCAGUGUAGUUUUAUGUCCUGCAGGUUCCCCUCGUGUGAAAGUCAAGCACCUGAUUGAAAGCAUGCAAAUCAAUGGGUCCACGUUGGAGAAUGGCUUUUUGGAAAAUCGUCUCUCUGUUCAACCAAAAAAGGCACGGGUGGCUGUCUUAAUAUCUGGAACAGGAUCAAAUCUCCAAGCACUAAUCGAUAGUACUCGGGACCCAAACAGCUCUGCACACAUUGUUGUUGUUAUCUCCAACAAAGCUUCGGUGACUGGACUGGAUAAAGCCGAGAGAGCUGGUAUUCCCUCCAAAGUAAUAAACCAUAAAUUAUAUAAAAGCCGUGUCGAAUUUGACAGUGCAGUUGACCAAGUCCUUGAAGAGUUCUCCAUCGACAUAGUCUGCCUUGCAGGAUUCAUGAGAAUAUUGUCUGGCCCAUUUGUCAGGAAAUGGAAUGGGAAAAUGCUCAACAUCCACCCCUCUUUACUCCCUUCUUUUAAGGGUUCGAAUGCCCAUGAGCAAGUCCUGGAAAGUGGCGUUACAAUCACUGGCUGCACCGUACACUUUGUAGCUGAAGAUGUGGAUGCUGGACAAAUUAUCUUACAAGAAGCGGUUCCAGUGAAAAGGGGUGACACUGUUGCAACUCUGUCUGAAAGAGUUAGAGAGUCUGAACACAAAAUAUUCCCAGCAGCCCUCCAGCUAGUGGCCAGUGGAACAGUACGGCUUGGAGAAAAUGGCAAAAUAUGCUGGGUCGAAGAGAAAUGAUGUCUUUUAAUUCAGAAGCAGAGCCAGUGUUGAAAGAAUUAGGUCAAAGAAGAUGAAACCUGUUAAUUCCAAAAUCUGAAAGAAUUACAGCUUUUUGUGUGGUGACUUUUUAUCAUGGACUUGGCCUAGAACAAAAGCUGCUAAAAGAGAAUGUUACCCUUACCACUAUGGCUACGUUUUUAUGUUUAGCUAUGGAGAGGGGUAGUGUAAAAAUAGACAAGCACAGCAUGAAUAGGAAUGUUUUAAAGCCUGUCAAUGUCAUACCCAGGACCACCUCAUGGAAGUCACAUGUAAGAGAUACUUAUCUAAUUGCUUAAGUUGUAAAGAGAAAACCAACAGCCCUGUUAACUGCUCCUGCAACAAGCUAUUUCCUACGGCCAGAUCAUCUGCUGCCAUUAGUAUUCCUCGCACAGACCGUGUUCAGAGACCUUCGGAUGCAAAGUCCACGUGCAUUCACACAGGUCCUUUUAUUGUAGUGGCUGGUUAGUUCUGGAGUUUACUCGGUACACAAAGCACGGAUUGGGUGUAUGCCAAACAAUUCUUUUAAGCUUAUAGAAAGUUCAAAACUACAGGAAAAUAGUGCUUGGUAAAUGCAGUAUAGCAAAAAAGAUUGGUAAAUUAGAAAAAUCAGUGGGUGCUUAUCUUAAGAGAUCAUUCUCUGCUCUUUCUGUAGUACUCAUCUCCAUGAAAAGGAACGAUAAUCAUAUACAUAUGAUUAAACUAUUGAAAUGUAUGAUUUGUGAAUUAUAUGUGAAUAACUAUUACAAAUUUUAAAAUUAGAAUAAUAAUCAUAAUCAGCAUAAGGUAACCUGAUUCCAUAUCUUAUAGUGUGAAUCAAAAUGUGUUAUGCCUGGUGGCUAGAAGCCAAAAUUAACAUGAAGAUAACAAUGGCAGUCACUAAAGACCCAAGUCCUCCUAAACUAGAUCUUAUUAGUUUGCCAAAUUGAGUGUCAUUUAUUUGGACAUAUUGUGACUCGAGCAGCUAUAGUAUUUAAAUGACUAUAAGUCAUUUUAAGUUAUCAAAAAGUAAUGCAAAAGGUAAAUGAUGCUGAUCUUAUGUAAUAAAUAUAUUUUAUUACA